GAACAGACCAGUGUUAACACUAAAUAAUUUCGACUAUUCGAGAUGUGAAUAUAUAAGUCAUUGAUUCUCUUAUCUCUUUAUAGUGUUCCAUCCGACUUGCCACCAUGACCCCUCUGUCUAUUGCCUCAGUCCUUCUGGCUGCUGUUAUCAGCGCUUCUCCUGUCGUUGAGAUCCGACAAACCUUCAUUGAUACACAAUCAAUCAAAACCCUUCAAAUUACGAAUAUUGAUUGGCAACGAAGCAACAGCACGAUCAACGCUGUUCAAUUCCAGGCUACAUUACCUGAUACAGGUGAAACAUGGAGAUGUACUAGUUCUGAUAGUGCCAAUACUGAAGGAUUCGUUCCGACGAAUAUUGAUCGCUGUGCCAAGGGAAGUCCCAUGACUUUCACCUGGGAUGACAAUCAUCUGCGCAUUUGGUUGACGACUGGGGAUAAAUCUUAUGCCGGCAGCGUCGAAAUUAGCCCCCUCGGCGCCGACAAAAAAGUGGCGUCCUUGAAUGAGAUUGAGGUCACGCCAACUACUACUCCCAAUGUAGAUUCAUAAGCAUCUUCAUCGCUUUUGCUAUCAACUUUUAUAUGCAGUCACGUAUCAUGAAUCGGGGGAUUGGGCUUUUGUAUGCUAGUUAUUAACGGUUAUUAAUGGAAAGAACUGUGAAUCGUUACUACAUGAUGA
This is a messenger RNA of Cadophora gregata, 674 nucleotides long. RefSeq lists its product as uncharacterized. The coding region runs from base 105 to 545 and encodes 146 amino acids. NCBI's taxonomy places the organism in Eukaryota, Fungi, Ascomycota, Leotiomycetes, Helotiales, Ploettnerulaceae. The record is from RefSeq and is a predicted model, not a curated record. The transcript is spliced from 3 exons.